Molecule: messenger RNA, 699 nt
Organism: Ostertagia ostertagi
Lineage: Eukaryota; Metazoa; Nematoda; Chromadorea; Rhabditida; Trichostrongylidae
Source: the annotation of a GenBank genome assembly
UGCUCCUGUUCCUGUUCCGGAGGAGAGUGUUCAUGUGAAGAUAGCGACCGUGAAAAGAAAGAUGCGGAUAAGGACUCUGAGAGUGCUCGUGACAAAGUGCAUAAAUCCUCUCGUCAGAGAGAUCUAGAUCGAGGUGAACGAGAACGAAGCCGUAAAAGGAGCUGGUCCCGGGAAAGAGAUGAUGACAAAAGGGGACGUGUGAGGGACAGAGACAGGCAUCGAGAUUCCGAUCGCAGAAGUAGCAAGUCCUGGGAACGGGACAGGAUUAGAGAUCGAAGGAGAACCAGGUCUCGAGAUCGAAAAAAGAGCCGCAGUCGUUCUCGUGAAAAGAACAGAGAUCGAAAAAGGAGUAGAUCUCGAGAAUCGUCGCAGCAUUCCAAGAUGGCUUCUCUAUCAAUCCACGAAUACACAGGGGUUUACUGGAAGUAUUGGAGAUCAGAAUCGGCUCGUAACGACACAAGCGACAGUAUAUCGGCCUCUGGACGGAAAUCGAACUUCUUCUCAAUGGAAUUCUAUCAACAGUUCUUCGACGUUGAGACCGAUCAGGUUCUCAAGCGAGUAUUAAAUAGUAUAGUGCCAACCAACAGUAACUUCAUCUUGGACUAUGUGCAUCCUAUGCCUGACCUAUGGGGUAUGGUUUUUUCAAGUAGUGGUUUACCGAUAAGUUUUAAAGCUUAUCCUCUUCGAAGUAUUGUUGAC